Messenger RNA from Gossypium arboreum, 2295 nucleotides. Its product is annotated as pentatricopeptide repeat-containing protein At3g29230-like. Bases 24 to 1886 code for a protein of 620 amino acids. The record is from RefSeq and is a predicted model, not a curated record. Gene Ontology annotation, biological process: RNA modification. Lineage: Eukaryota; Viridiplantae; Streptophyta; Magnoliopsida; Malvales; Malvaceae. Gene Ontology annotation, molecular function: protein binding; RNA binding. The transcript has a single exon.
CUUAACGAGUAGGAGAAAAAGAAAUGACGGUCGGCUUAAACUUGUCCAAACAAGCACCGGCUCGCUUAACCUCACUGACUGUCGAUAAAUUCCUGAAAUCCAAGAAAAACCUCUCUAAACCCUCACCAAAGCUAUGGCCUAACGAUCCACAACUUCGAUUUCCACUUCCAGUGAACAACCAACAACAGCCACCAUCCAUUUUACAAACCUUAGAAUCGUGCACCAAUUUCAACCAUUUCAAUCAAAUACACGCUCAACUCCACGUCUCUGGGCUCCUUGAACAACCUCGCGUGGCGAGCCGGGCGAUAAGGAAGCUAUGCGACCAUUUGAAUUCUCAUUCUCAUGCUAUUUUGGUAUUUGAUUGUGUCAAAGAACCUGAUACGUUUCUUUGUAAUAUUAUAUUGAACGGUCUUUUGAAUUCUGAUGACCCAGUUAGUGCUUUGAGUUUUUACUAUGAAAAAAUGGUGGGUAAAUUUGUUGAGGAGAAUCAGUUUACUUUUCCAUUGUUAGGGAAAAUCUGUGCUGAGAUUAAGUCUUUGAAAGAAGGGCAAAAGGUUCAUGCCCGGGUUUUGAAACUUGGGUUCGAAUCUGACGUCUUUGUUAAGAAUUCUUUGAUUCGUUUGUAUUCGGUUUGUGGGCAGACUGAGAGUGCACAUGAGGUGUUCGAUGAUGGGUUUGUGUUGGAUUUAGUAAGUUGGAAUUUGUUGAUAGAUGGCCAUGUGAAGAAUGGGCAGGUUGGUAUUGCGCGUGAGAUAUUCAAUGAGAUGCCUGAGAGAGAUACUUUUAGUUGGAAUAUAAUCAUUGCAGGGUACGUGGGUGUUGGAAACAUGGAGGUGGCCAGAGAUUUGUUUGAAAAGAUGCCGUUUAGAGAUGUUGUUUCUUGGAAUUGUAUGAUCGAUGGGUAUGCAAAGAUUGAAAAUGUUUCAGAGGCUCGUCAGCUUUUUGAUCAGAUGCCUUUAAGGAACGUUGUUUCUUGGAACACUAUGUUGGCUUUAUAUGUUCGGUGUAAGAAGUAUGUCAACCAGGCUUUAACAUUGUUUGAUAGGAUGAUGGAAAGAGGGGAGGCUAGGCCCAACAGUGCUUCUCUUGUUAGUGUCUUGACAGCGUGUGCAAAUCUGGGAUGGCUUGAUAAGGGCUUGUGGGUUCAUUCUUAUAUUGAAAAUAACAACAUCAAAUGUGAUGUAUUGCUUUCGACUGCUCUCUUGACAAUGUAUGCAAAAUGUGGGGCUAUGGAUUUGGCUAGAGAUGUUUUCAAUAACAUGCCAGUAAAAAAUGUGGUUUCAUGGAAUUCCAUGAUGAUGGGAUAUGGUACACACGGCCAUGUUGAGAAAGCCUUAGAUAUGUUUAUUGAUAUGGAAAAGAGAGGUCAAAUACCAAAUGCUACUACUUUUAUCAGUUGUUUAUCUGCAUGUAAGAAUGCGGGAAAGGUUUUAGAGGGUUGGUGGUGUUUUGAUAUAAUGUGCAGAGUUUACGAGAUUGAACCCAAAGUGGAGCACUUUGGUUGCAUGUUUGAUCUACUUAGCCGAGUUGGUUUGAUGGAACGGUUAAACGAGCUUAUGAGUAAGAUGCCUGUGGAAUCAGGACCUGCCCUGUGGAGUGCUCUGCUUUCUACAUGUAGAGCCUCCUCUAAUUUUGAGCUUGGAAAGAUUGUAGCCAAGAGACUAAUUGACUUGGAACAAAUGGAUAUUGGGCCCUAUCUUUUAUUAUCUUACAUAUAUUCAGUGGAAGGGAAGUGGGGCGAAGUAGAAAACGUCAGAAAGUUUAUCAAGGACAGGGAUUUGUCUGAAAGAAGUGCUUCACCACAUCGGAGAACCAUCAUAUAUUCUAUGUUGAUGGAGUUGGGUGUUCAGCUGAAAUUGUCUUAUAGAGAUUCUAUUGGAUUUUGAGAUUUUAGGACAAUGAACUGAAGGAAAAAUAGCAAAUGGAAGUCGAAGAACAAAACCUCCGGAGAAAGCAUCUCUGGAAAAUGGCACAGUUAGGGCAGUGACUGAACAUCACAACUUAAUGGGCUUAGAAUAUUCAACUAUGUUUAGUAGGAUUAGGCCAUGAGAAACAUAAGCUGAAGAGGUGUGUUGAACCCCUUCAUGUUUCAAUAUUCAUUUUAUAUUUUGCUCGUAACUGAGAUAUAGAAUUCUAUGAAGUUGGUUCAGCUACGCUAUGUAUUUUAAAAUCUAGUUGGAGAACUUCCCUUCUUUCUCCACUUGCUUCAAGUGAAGAUAUUCACCAAAUCAUGUCAUCUUACUUUGAUAUUAUUUGCAACCAUAAAAGAAUUCAUUUUCAUUUAACUUUAUUAAA